Molecule: messenger RNA, 5045 nt
Organism: Tachysurus fulvidraco (yellow catfish)
Lineage: Eukaryota; Metazoa; Chordata; Actinopteri; Siluriformes; Bagridae
Exons: 19
Coding region: 246-4370 (1374 amino acids)
Molecular function (GO): protein binding
Source: RefSeq, a predicted model, not a curated record
AACACGUGUUAAGCGGUUUGAUUCUCUAAAACACAGCGAUUUAUUAUACAGAUUAUACAUAUUUAUAAAACUGAAAUACUAUUCAGUUCGUUUAGAAACACAGAGUAGACCAAUCAGAGGCUGCGAUGUUGCUAUGUAGCUACAUAAACGCCGCUGAUUGGCUCAACGGUAGCGCGGGCUAGCGGCUCGUUGGAUGCUUGUUACUGCUGAAAGAAGCUGAAGAUUCUGUGUCGAAUGUUUUCACGAUGAACAAAAGGAUAAAUCCAGUUCUGGAUGCUAAACAACACGUGUGUGCAAGAAGAGACAAAAAUAAUCUGGAAAGCAGAUUCAUAAACACCAUAAAAGGAUACGGAGUGUUUGCCACUGCGCGGAUUGAGGAGGGAAGUUUUCUAGUGGAGUACAGAGGUGUUCUGCGAGAUCCAGGCCAAUGUGUCCCUGAUGCUUAUUCAUACUACUUUAUAUAUAACCACACACGCUAUUGUAUAGACGCUUCAGUAGACGAUGGAUCUCUCGGGCGGCUCGUUAACGAUGACAGUAAUCCCAACGCAAAGGCGAAGGUCAUCUCUAUCAACCGCAUCCCACAUUUGUGUUUGUUUGCUCUACGGGACAUUCAGCCCGGGGAGGAGAUCACGUACGACUAUGGGGGUUAUGACCUGCCCUGGCGCAGAGGAACGUGGCUGAGUACGGAGAACUCUUCUCAGUUUGACAAUAACCACAGAAAAGAGACAGAAGGUCCGCAAGAGCAGGAAACCUCUACAGAGGGGACAACGGCGUCACAGACGGUAAACAUGGAGUGUGAAGAAGAAGUGCCAAUGCGAACUGAUAAAACUACACAGACAACAGAACAGGACGCAUCUGUUGAUGACAUGAUGUGGAAAUAUAUUCCGUAUCAGUGUCUGACAUCAGAAGAUCAGAGAAUCUGUGAAAAUCAACUGCUCCUGAUCCAGAAAACACCGAUAACUCAGCAGAUACUGUUUGAGGAGGGCAAGAGGACCGAUGAAGACCCUGCUACUUCUGGGCAGAUCUUGGAACUGCAACAGACCUCAAUGAAUGUUGAACCAUAUGUGAAAGAACAGUCUGGUCCAGUGUCCGCAGCACAGAUGACGGAUGAGGUGAGCGGGAUGGAGUGUAAUGUAGAUGCAAACCCGGUGUCAGGCCACGAACCGUGUGUGGAAGAACAGUCUUGUCCAGUAUCAGCUACACAGACCUUGGAACAGCAACAGACGCAUAUGCAACAAGUUGACCAAUGUAAGGAAGAUCAGGUGUCUUCUCCACUGUCCGCUGAUCAGAGCACAUGUGAAGAAAAGCAGCUCACGGGUCAGGAUGAACAAUGUCGAAUACAGGCUGGUGAAGAGACUGAGCAGCAGCUGUGUAAUAAUGAUUCAUCUCCGACUCAGAAUGCUACACAGUCAUCCGAAGCUGAUUUAGACUCUAGAAGCAAUAGCAGUAACGAUGAAAAUGAGUCAUCAGAUAAAGAAUUUAUACCCGAAUCGGACAGCGAAUCGGACGACGAUUCCGACGGAGAGAGGCCGAAAAAGAAGUCUAAACUUACAGACACCUCAAAGGAUACAGAGGAACAGGCAAUGCCACCAGUUCCGGAUCCUUCAGUCAUACAGGCUACAAAGCUGAACUUUUGUUUUGUUUGUGGAAAGGCUUCCACAAAAAUAUCAAGGCAUUUAAAAUUACACAGAGAAGACAACAUCGAGAUUGCGACUGCUUUUGAGCUACCGAAGAACUCGAAGCAGAGGUCAAACCUCCUUGAAGUACUAAGGAACAGGGGGAACUACCAACAUAACAACUCGGUUCUCAUACAAGGCUCCGGACUGAUAAAAGCGAGACGGAAGCCGAAAGAUGGCAUUGACGCACAGAAGUUUGAAAACUGCAUGUACUGUAAAGGUCUGUAUAUGCGUAAAGUACUCUGGAAGCAUGUGAAGCGCUGCCCAUCGAACCUUGAGAGAGACACUCCGAAGAGUUCAAGAUUUGUUUUAGGUUUGGCCGCUUUAUCAAAAUGCCCGCAUCUGAAAAACGUGUCGGAGGACGUAAAGAAAAUGGUAUGUGAUAUGCAUCAGGAUGAAGUUGCACAGGUUGUCCGAAAUGAUGAGUAUUUAUUGAAACUGGCACAAGAAUUCUUUGACAAAAAGGGCAGUAGCAAAGAAAGACACUCAUUCGUUAGACAAACCGUUAGAUGCAUCGGAAAGUUUUUGGUCCUUUUGCAGAAUAAAUUUUCCAUAAGGAACCUAGCAGAGGCUAUAAAACCCUCCAGCUUUACACUAGUUAUUGAAGCAAUCAAAGAAAUCGCUGAAUUUAAUGAGGAAACAAAAUGCUACGCGAUACCAAGCCUUGCACGCAGAAUUGGACUUGCUUUGAGGAAAUAUUGCAUCUUGACCGCACAGAAAGCGUUUGCAGUUGAAGACAAAAUACUAAUACAGGCAACUAGCACAUUUAUGGACCUUUUUAAUAAUGCAAAUUUUGCUUUAGGUGAAAAAAAGGGCCUAAAUAUACAGUCCAAGUCUCUUUUACUGCCAUUUGUCAACGACGUGAGAAUAUUUUACUGCUAUCUGGAAAAGGCUUCGCAGAGUGCACUGAGGGAACUGAGGGAAACCCCGUCUGCUCAGAGUUACGCUACCCUUUGCAAAGUGACCCUGGCACAGAUCCUGAUGUUUAAUCGCAGAUAUGGAGAAGUCUCAGAGAUGACCAUCAAAAGCUUCCAGAAGAGAGACCUGGUGCAGCCUCUUGAAAUCUCUGAGCUACUAACAGAACUGGAAAAAGUGUUUUGUAAAGAGGAGCGUAGAAUUCUGGUUCGUUGGAGAGCAGGAGCGCAAGUGCCGACCGUUUUAACUUCAGACAUGAUCAACGCAAUUCUGCUCCUGACUGAAAAGAGAGAGCAAUGCAAUGUCUCCAAAAGCAACAUAUUUGUGUUUGGGAAGACCAGAAGUAACAGGUUCUACAGAGGAGAAACUGCAUUACGAAUCUGUGCCCAUGAGUGUGGUGUGACGUAUCCUGAGAAUCUGAUAUCCACCGAAUUCAGCGCACACAUUUCUACACUCACCCAAAUCCUUACCCUGAAGAACCAUGAGCUGAAGAAGCUGGCCAAAUUCAUCGGCCAUGAUAUAAGCCUGCGUAAAGAAUACUACAGACAAAGUGAAGCCAUUCCUCGCUUGGCCAAAAUCUGCAAACUUGUUUUGGCCAUAGAGAAAGGAAGUGCAUCUGAGAUGAUUAAACAGUCUCUAGAUGACAUUGAAUUACCAGAGGAGAUCAGGGAGAGUGACAGUGAAGAUGAAUAUUUUGAGGACGACAAUGCAUUUCUCGAAGAUCGGGCUGCAAGACGCAAACUCGCAUUAGAGAGUCUGGCCAAAUAUAAAGCCCCUAAAAUAAAUUGUUUUGCAUCUUUGCCGAAACGUAAGAAACAAGAUAAGGAAUCUACAUCUAAGGAAAAGAAAUCUACAUUUAAAGAAGAGGAUAUACAACCUACAACUGAAGAUCGUGAAGCAAAGAAACCUGCUCAGGAGCAGCAACUCAAGACGGUCAAGAAAAAAGUGCCGUGGACCAGAGAAGAGAAGCAUGCAAUCAUGAAGCAUUUCAGAAGACACGUUUACUACGGAAAACUGGCAACGGUAAAUGAAUCUCGACGAUGCCAAAUGCUGGAGCAACCUGUGCUGAACGACAGGACUAUACAGAAAAUCAGAGACUUUGUAAGAAACGCUGGGGUUUCUUUCAAGAAGAAAAGGGCAGCACAGAGGAAUUUAGCUUUAUCUUCUCAUCCCGCAAGUCCAAACAGCACAAGUGUUCGAUCCCCUCAAUCAACAAACACCUCAACAUCUAGUCAACCUACAUCUCAAACAGCAAACCCUACAAGCUCAGUCGUAACACCGUCUCCAGCAACUGACUUAAUCAAUCCGAUUAUUCUUUUCUCUCAAAAUGCAAACGCCACAACUACGACACUACCCCCUCAGUUAACAAUCUCUACAACCCCUAAUGCAGCGCAUCCUCAAGCAAAACUCCUAUACAUUAAAGUACAAUCCUGCCCUUCAGCUAAGCAGGACACUGCUGGCCUGCCACUUCCACCACAAACUGCAAACCCAAGCAAAAUACCUCAAGCAGCAGACUUGUCCAACUCCAACAUUGUAAUACCACAAGUGCCAAACCCGACCAGUUCUAGUGAACCACCACCUCGGGCUGCACCCCUAAUGUGUGCAGGUGUACUCAUCCCUCAAGCUGACCACCCAACCCCUUAUACUCUACUAACUCCACCGGCAGCAACAGCAGAAGGUUCUAACACAGUACGUCCUCGAAUAGCGAUUCUAAAAUCAUCACCGUGCAAGUCGACACCACCAGCACAAGCAGCAGAUGUUUCUAACUAUAACACUUAACUUCUCAAGAAACAACUCUUACACUAUUAAUGAUCUUAAGUGGCUUACUCCAAUGACUCCAGUGGACCAAAGCCUCACAUGGUCAAUACUUCCACAGAAAGCUAUCUGCAAGAAUAGUAUGAUUUAACCAGAUAAUUCUACCCUUGAUAGCUUAAAAAAUAAGUACAUGUUUGCAUUUUAGGUUUUGUGUGUGAGGCAUAUACAGGAAUGUGUAUGUACAGUAUGUAUAUAGAGAGAGAGUGUGUGUAUUUCAGCUCCACUUUGGUCAGUGUGUGAAUGAGAGACCUGUUCUGGUGAGCAGAUUUUGUCUGGCUUUGAUGAAGGCCAAUAUAUUGCCAUCGGUCUCUUGGUCUCCAGUCAGUGGGAUCGAUGUUGAGGAAGGGCCAGCAGCGAACAAGGCUCUGAAAUUCAUACACCUGAACAGUUAGAAUUCCUGUAAAUAAUAACAAACAUGGUCUGCAUUCUUUUCUUUUCUGCAAGAGAAAUUGUACUAAAAAUGUGUUGUUUUUUUGCAUAGAUAUUAGAACUGCAUUAGUGAUUGUGUCUGCUCAGCACCUUUUAAGCAUAUUAAGAACUUUCUAUAACCUUCUAACAGUUAGUACAGGGAGCAUUCAGAGGGCAUUACUGUUUAAUCAGGUAUUACUUUUCCCUCUAGAAUAAAAGCCAUUUGUAUGA